CCCAAACCUUGCCAAAUAUAGUUACUUUGCUGCGUCCCCGUGCUCUCUUUUGUCUGCAAGUGCCGCGAUAUUAAAAUCAAGCUGUAGCGCCCGCUUCCUCACCCCGCUACCUUCUCUUCUCCUCCACUUACAUCACCACUACCACCACCACCACCAACCGUUAACAUGCAACUCGUCAACAUUGGCGCAACUCUGCUGCUGCUCAUCCCCGAGACACUUGCUUUGCCUAUUCUGCAAGACGGCAACCCUACUCGCCUCCCUUGCCCCAAGUCACGCUAUCACACUGGCCUGUUUGGCCCUCUCUGCGAUUCGCCGCCUGACACAAUCAUCUUCGACCAUGAGGAGGAGGACACGGCCGAAAUCUUGCCGCUCAAGAUUGACCCCAAGGAGCCUGUUAGCAGCCAGCGCACCAACGACAGCAGGAAGAGGCUAGAGCCUAUUGAGUACUACGAUGAUCAGCCGGCUUCAGGAACCCCGCCUGAGAAUGAUAGCGACUUUCCUCCUGAUGAUUCUCGCCUUGGCACGCUAGGACCCGAUGGCAAGCCCGUGUAUCAGGCGCCUCCUAUGGACUUCGAUGGCCCCUACAAGACUGGAGGUACACUGCCUUGCCCCAAGACAUCAUGGCCUAGCUCGUUUGGUGUAGGACCAGUCUGUGACCCGAAACUGCCUCCUCUUGAAGACGACCAGCUAGACGACCCUAAUGAGCCGCAUAUUACCCUUCCAUAAAAUUGAGGGUUUAGUAGCUAAACUUGAAAUAAAAAACGAUGUCAGAGUGAUAGAAGCGUGCUAGUUAUCCAUUAUAUUUAUAUGUACUCCGAUCAACAUGGCCUCUUCAUAACGUGGUAAUAUGUACUGGUGAAUUACACCAUGGGUAUAUGCUAUAUGUACAGUUAGCGCCAAUGCUCAUCAUUCAUGUGCCAUCCUGGCCGCGUCUCAUCACACUUUACACGACGGACCCUUGUUGAAGAGGUGGUGUUAACAGGUUAUGUAGACUAAAAACAGGACGAGUCGGACCAUGCUUACUUGCAGGUAAUGCAGCACGUCUUACUCUUUGGGGCUCAGCGCUUUGUCCUCGAUAAAGUAGUGACUUUUCCAGCCAAAUCCAUGCUGGGUG
[Torrubiella] hemipterigena is the source of this 1114-nucleotide messenger RNA. Lineage: Eukaryota; Fungi; Ascomycota; Sordariomycetes; Hypocreales; Clavicipitaceae. The record is from the annotation of a GenBank genome assembly.